Messenger RNA from Vicia villosa (hairy vetch), 471 nucleotides. RefSeq names its product NAC domain-containing protein 96-like. The coding region runs from base 1 to 471 and encodes 156 amino acids. Gene Ontology annotation, biological process: regulation of DNA-templated transcription. The record is from RefSeq and is a predicted model, not a curated record. NCBI's taxonomy places the organism in Eukaryota, Viridiplantae, Streptophyta, Magnoliopsida, Fabales, Fabaceae. Gene Ontology annotation, molecular function: DNA binding. The transcript has 3 exons.
AUGGCUGCUUUUCUUCCACCUGGUGUUGUUUUCAUUCCUAAUGAUGAGAUUCUUAUUGGCUAUUACCUUGCCAACAAAAAUAAUGAAGAGCUCCAUAUUUUCAAUGGCUCACACAUGAUUAAAGAGAUGAACCUAUAUGACACUGAUCCCUUCGAAUUAAGACAUUGCACGACCGGAUUUUGGAAGAAGAAAGGAAAUGUUCGUAACAUUACUAAUGCAGAUAACGUAGUUUUAGGAACUAAAACUCUCUUUGUUUUCUAUCUUGGAAAAUCCCCAAAUGAUUCAGAAAGAACUAAUUGGACUAUGUAUGAAUAUGCUUUGGCAAACAAUCCGCAGGCUCGUUUUGUUCUUUGUAGAGUAUUUGAUUGCCCAAUAGAGAUGGAAGUGGAUGAUGAGUUUGGGCCUAUAUCUGAUGUUGAUGAGACUGACUGUGAUGAAAGUGAUAAUGAACUUGAGAAAUUCCACUUAUGA